AUGGGCUUUUCUACGACGAAACUUGAGUCACGAUCCCAAUCUGCCUUGCAAUACUUCUCCGCAUCUGAACUCAAUGAGUAUUACACUACCAUCACGACAGCGUAUCCUUCUUGCUCCGACGAGUCACUCAUUGCCAUUCUAUCUCAUUGGCCAUCCGCUGUUACACCAACCUUCACUCUUGCUACCCUGUCUGCCGAACAGGUCAUCGACGCCUUACGAAGAUCGUUGCCAAAGACCAAGGGCCGUAGCCUCGACGGAAUACAAUUAGUGUAUCUGAAGGACUCAUUACCGGAAAUAACACCGUACCUAACAUCAAUCUACAAUUCUUCCAUCAUCACAGGUAAAUAUCCGGAUGAUUGGAAGCGCUGUCUUGUAGUUCCUCUCAAUAAAACACCCGUUCCUGCGAACCCUAAUCAAACCAGACCGGUGGCAAAUCUACCACAGCUCGCCAAACCCCUCGAUGCAAUGAUUGCCCAACAAGUCUCAAUAUAUCUCGAAAACAACAACCUUCUGAAUCUACAACAAUCCGGAUUUCGCAAGAACCACAGCACGCAGACCGCACUACUAAAUCUGCUAGAUUAUGUACGUCAUAACAUUGAGCAAGGGUCGGUCACUUUCGUCGUUUUCUUCGACUUCACUAAGGCGUUCGACAUGCUCGAUCACACUUUAUUACUGUAA
Messenger RNA from Cyphomyrmex costatus, 678 nucleotides. RefSeq lists its product as uncharacterized. Bases 1 to 678 code for a protein of 225 amino acids. Lineage: Eukaryota; Metazoa; Arthropoda; Insecta; Hymenoptera; Formicidae. The record is from RefSeq and is a predicted model, not a curated record. The transcript has a single exon.